Messenger RNA from Anisakis simplex (herring worm), 1002 nucleotides. The record is from the annotation of a GenBank genome assembly. Lineage: Eukaryota; Metazoa; Nematoda; Chromadorea; Rhabditida; Anisakidae.
AUGCGCUUGAAUUUCAGGACGGGUACCGCUUUAUUGCACGGCUUAAGCCACUACAAUGUCACCUCAUUAUCGUUUGCCGUCGAAAAUGAUCACGGCUUGGAGGAUAUUGAUCUUUCCAUAAAUUUCCCAAAUGUUCACACGCUUCAUAUUGAACUGAAGAAAUCCACUGAUGGUUUCAAUGGAUGGACAAUAUUUGGACAAAUGACCUCAUUGAGGACGUUGAAAUUGAUAAAUUUCAACUUUGAAUUUGGUGAUUAUGCUCCCCCAUGGACCGAGAGUUUGCAUCGUUUACACGUCGAGAACAGCACACUCAGUUAUCUGCCCAAGUGGCUGCCGUUCGCUAAAUCUCUGGAACGUCUCAUCGUAAGAGGAACGAAUAUUGAUUCGGUCAUAACAAUUAGCACGAUGCGAUCGCUAGUGAGUGUGAAGUUAAGCAAUAACAAAAUCAAAGAUCUCGCGAGGAUUUCGUUCAAAUGCGAUCACAUGCAAGAACUCGAUCUGAGCUCUAAUCUGAUCGAUCGAUUCGCACAACAUACGUUCAGUCAAUGCUCACAGUUGCGACUUCUCGAUUUGAGGCGGAAUCCGCUUAAAGCGCUACCGUAUCGUGGACUGCAAAUGACCACCAAACUGAAGUGGCUUCGAUUGUCCGAAACACAAAUUGAUGUUCUAUCAGCUGACCAUCUGAUUGGACUGACUUCAUUAAGAACUUUAUCAUUAAGUGAUACUCCAUCAUUGAAAUCCAUUGAAUCGUUCGCAUUUCUACCUCUGAAAUCGUUGAGAACACUCGAAUUGGAUCGUUCAAAUCUGACGCAAAUACCGCUAGCUGUUACACAGUGCUGUCAUUUGAGCAGUUUGCAUUUAUCUGGCAACUUGUUUCAUCUGAAACAAUCAAUGCCUCCCGAGAUUGUUGGACUUCUUUCACGACUCACUUAUCUGGCGUUCGAUUGUAAUCCGCUUUCGGAAUAUCCCGUUGGAUUAUUUCUAAUUCCUUUCUCUAAUCAU